AUGCAUGCAGUUCCAGCGCCAUACAAUCUGGCUCCAGAGACAUGGAUUGCCAUCUUCGAGAACGCAGACCGUGGCACGGCGUGUGCUCUUGCCUCAGCAUCCAAUGCUCUACGUCAAGUUGGAUUCAACGUCUUGUUCGACCGAAUUGUCAUCAGACGCGAAGAGCAACGGUGUAUCCGUGCUCUUCGGUCGAUCCUGCCCGCAGCUCGUUCUAUUGAACUAUACGGCCUAGAUCAUUGUCUGAGAGCCAUCCUAUUCGUCUCCACUUUGCCCCGCUGCACGUUCCUUCUUUUCUCGGAUGAACAGGACUGGGACCAAGAUACACGGGUCUUUCUGGCCUUAAAAUCAUGGCUUCAUGCAGCUCCUUCCCUGCAGUAUCUCACAUUGGACUUCGACACCAGUGAAGAUCUCACCUCUGCCCUACUGCUGGUCCCACGCCUACGCAAACUCGCCAUCAUCGCUUAUCGUGCUCUCAAUGUCUACACGACGAUCACAACGCACGUGUGGCCUGAUCUGGAGGAGUUGCAUCUCCGAGAAGGAACUGGGCUUGCCAUGCUCGACGAUUUGCCGCCCGGCAAUCAUUUUCCGGCGUUGAAGACCUUGCGCCUGCUUGACCUAUUCCUCCUCCGUCCGGUACCUUCUCUAGAUCGCUUUCUCGCAGAAUCGUGUCAUACCCUGUCACGACUGCAUCUUGAUCUGAAUGCUGCAUUCAAAUUCGUUGGACGUCCUCCUUUUCCUGCUGAGUCAAUGACCACCAUGAUGCCUUUGCUCUGCAAUACCUCCUUGCCCUGCUUGACCGAGCUGCGGGUGGUCUUGGACUCUUGGAAGGGCGCAGACAGCCGCGCCGCACAGCUCCUCACUGUGGAGAGGCUAUUACAUGGCUUGGUCCGACAGACGAACGCGCCUAUACGAAAGCUCACGCUGGAGGUGAAAGUGCUUGUGAUGAUCAGGGAACGUAUCUCCCUCACCACAGGUCGUAAAGAUAACAGAUGGCAGGACGUCUGCGGUCUCAUUUCGACUCUUGAUCGUGACUUCUGGACACGCUUUGUCGAGGAAACACUCCCAGUCCAUUGUACCGUGGAGAUCCUGCUUCCCGUUCGCACAUUGCUCCGACCCUGGACAUACGUCACCGGACCUGCUCGGGACUGGCGGGCGUCGGUCCGCGACCACGUUUCAUCCCAACUACAGGAAUAUACGGUGUUAAAGCCCAUGGUAACUUUCUCUCCCGGUGAUUGCGUUAGCCGCCGCAAUCAAUGGCACACACAUCCCGAAGCACUGGACCUUUACCCUUCCCUGCAUGAAUGUACAAUGGAGGUCGCAGAAGAAACGGAGGACGACGAUCUUGAUGACUUCUAUGAAAUCAUCUGCAUAGAAGACUACCAGCCCAGCUUGCACUACCGAGAUGUUGCAAUCGGCUGA
Messenger RNA from Schizophyllum commune H4-8, 1419 nucleotides. RefSeq lists its product as uncharacterized. The transcript is spliced from 4 exons. NCBI's taxonomy places the organism in Eukaryota, Fungi, Basidiomycota, Agaricomycetes, Agaricales, Schizophyllaceae. The coding region runs from base 1 to 1419 and encodes 472 amino acids. The record is from RefSeq and is a predicted model, not a curated record.